GUACAGAGUCCGGCGCCUACUUUUUAAUCUCCUUUCCUAGCGGAGUACUUCAGUUUGCGCCUGGUGAACAGUUAGAUGGUUGUGAGGGGUGUCUUAUUCCCGGUCGCCCUCCCUUUUACUGUACCACGGGGUUCUAAAUUGACCUAGAGAAAAAUCUGACCCCAGUGAGCGGGUAGGGAGACAGCGUCUGUGGUUAGCUCGUCCAUUUAUUCAAGUUCUGUUCGACGCUCUUCAGACCGUCGUCAGCUUCCUUUUGCUCCUCGCCUCUAGUGGCUUUGUUUUUACCCUUUUUGCAGCGGCGGCUUCUCCCGCUCCGCCCCUCCCUCCCAGAAUUAUGUAUGAUCGAGCUCCCCGCUUGUUCACAUUGGCUGAAGGUGGCAGCACUGAGGAGCAUGUGGGUCCUGGAUCCUACCAGGUACCUUUCCUGAAGCAGCAGGCAACAGGUGGCUAUGCACCAUUCCUUUCUUUGGCUGCCAGAGAAAGUACUUUUACUGUUGCCUCUAACACUGAGAAAGCUGUUCCAGGGCCGGGGCACUAUAAUGUUUCAGAAGCACAGUAUAAUAUAAAAGGAGGUCAUAGUCUACAAAACCGGGAGAAGCGUUUUAAGAAGUUUGUUUCAGAUAGUCCAGGACCAGCGAGCUAUGAUCAGUUUUAUCCUGGAACAUUAGAUAUCAUGAACAGAAAAGCACUACAGAAAAUUUCAAGAGUACCACCUACAGUUUACAGAAGUGUUGAUGUUCCUUCAAUUCCUUCUUGUGGAUGGUCAUAUGGUUAUGAUAUUAAUGAGGAUGGCAGUAUUAUAAAACAUUCUCCACCUGCUAGUGACAGUACACUAGGUCCAGCAUACUAUAAACCUCAAUUUGAUUUUUCCAAUACAACUUUGAAAUACAAGGGGAUACAUUUUGGCAACUCUUUGGGAAGACUCGAGUUACCUACAAAGUCAGGGCCUGGUCCUGGACAGUAUAAUAUAGUCCAGAAAAAGAUACCUCAUUAUGAAAAUAUUAACAUCAAGAAAGAUCAACGACAAAAUUAUUGCUUAAAUCUCCCACGAUUUUAUGAAGUAAUAAUAUUACAGGAGGAAAAAAAGGGAGUACCAGGGCCUGGAAAAUAUAACAUUAAAAGUCAAUUUCAGAAGGCCGAAAGUAUGAUACCAAAUGUAAAUGAUGCAUCACCUGCUUUUCUUUCUCAAUCCCAGAGAUUUGUACCUAUCAAGUCAAUCACUCCAGCUCCUGGCACAUAUAAUGAACCUCGAACUGCUUUCAAUUCCUUGAAGAAAACACCAGCACUGAAAAGUACUCCAUUUGGUCAAAGUGCUGCUCGAUUCACACAGGACUCCACAACAGAGGAAAUGCCAGGUCCUGGGUUUUAUGAUAUCCUAAACAAUACUAUAAUCAACAACUUUACCGAUGCCUGCUUGAUGAAACAAAAGAAAAGUGCGUUUGGAUCUUCUGUUCCUCGGACUCUCUUCCUGGUUCAGGAAGAAGCUUUUACUGCUCCUGGUCCUGCUGAUUAUCAGAUUGGUGGAAUUUCUGAUGAACUACCUAACUUGACUAACUGCUAUGCUGCUUUCUUGUCAAGAACACAAAGAUCUACUAAACUGUCAGAUAUGGAUAUUCCAGCACCUGGCAGCUAUGAUGUUCAAAAAUCAUAUGAAAUGUCCCAAGUUCAACAUAAAUACAUGCUGCCUCGUACUUUUGUGGCUAAACUGAAACAUGCCUCCUUUCUUAGCACAACUCCACGGUGCCUGCAGAAAAGGACUGAUGGGCCAGGGCCUGCAACAUAUGAUCCCGUUUUAAGGAAAUCUUGCUCCAUACCCUUAUUUGUUAAAGCAUCAAAGCGUUUUAAAGAUUCCAAAGAGAUAACUCCUGGUCCAGCGACAUAUGAGCUCAGUCCAUUUUUAAGACAUUCUGUUUUGAAGAAGACAUUUAAUGUCACUCUACCAAAUCCUUCACUGAUUAUGAGAGAAAACACUUUUACUGUAAAACGAAAAGCCAAACAAAAAAAUCCAGAAAGCAAAGUAAAAUCUUCUAAAUGAUAUAUUCUAAAGGUAUUAUCUAUUAACAUAAAGGUAAGCUGACAGUUCUCUCACAAAGAAGCAGUUCCAUUUUGAUGAUGCCCUCCAUCAGCUACUCAAAGGAAUAUAAUUGCUCUUCUAACCUCAAGAGAUAGAAAAAUCUGUUCUUGCAAGACAUUUAAUUCUUUUUUUCUCAAAAAUUUCCUAUUACAACAGCAGUAUAUAUAUAUAUUCAUUGCAUUCUUUCUAAACAUGUAUUAUUAACGCUUCCAUAUAAAACACAACUCUGAAUAAAGACAUCUGAAACCCUUUCUUUUUUACUUUCGUAUUUCAUUCUCUAACCAGAGACUACAAUUACUUUCCAAAUACUAGGCAUCCUGAAAAUAAGUACAUGAUGUUAUUACAUGUAUGUGUUAUCCACUUAUUUUCUUAUUCUUCAUUUCUCUGAAAUUAUAAAAGUAGAGAGCAAGAGUCACAAAAAUAUUAUUUACUUUGUGUAUGUUUUACUUUGUGUGACGUUUAUGUAUAGAUAGGAGAUCAAGGGAAAAGUGAUUAAAUUACAGCAACACACAGGGGCUCCUGGGUGGUUCAGUUGGUUAAGCAUCUGACUCUUGAUGUCAGCUCAGGUCAUGAUCUCAGGGUCCUGAGAUCAAGCCCUCAUGCUGGUCUCCGUACUUAGUGCAGAGUCUGCUUAGUCUCUCUCUUCCUCUCCCUCUAUCCCUCCCCCUGCUUGUGAUCAUUCUCUGUCUCAAAAAAAAAAAAAAAAAAAAAAGAAAAAAAAAAGAAACUCUGAGCUCAUGUUCUAGUUAUGUAACCCUAACUAAAGUUCUGGAUCUUUGUUCUAUGGCUGUAAAAGCAGCUGGUGUGCUAGAUCAGUAGUUUUCAAACAUAGCUUGUGCUUCACCAUUGCCAAAUGAGUUGAUCAAAUACCACAGCUACCCAGUAUCUAACAACUCCCCAGCUACUGUACUCUGGGAUGAAGACUUGGAACCUCUAUUUUCCUCUAGGCAUUUAUUUGGUGAAAUUAAACUCUACCUAUGUAAUUCCCAAAGUUUCUGUCAUCCCUAUAGUGUUUUUUUCAGCAGUUGCCUGUUCAUAUGUCAUGUGAACCAUGUAAAAUAUAGUUUUGGUCACAGAAAUUUCAGAAAAGCAAGAGCAUUUGAAGUACAUUACAUAUGUUGUAACAAUCUUGCAUGUAUUCUUUUCAGGUAGUACCUUAUGGAAUUAUUUUUAUUGUCUUCCUCUUAAUUAUAUUUCUCUAUGAUAGAUCACAUAAUAUGAAAAUCUGUUCAUGAAAGAAAAAUAGAAAGAUGAAAAUUCAGAAUGUGGGAGAGUUCACUGGUCACAACUCUCAAGAUAAUGUAUUAAUUAUUCAGUAGAACUAAUUCUUAUGUCUAUAAUCCUAAAACUGUGUAAAAAUUCUCCAGACUAGAACUAGCUGAAAGAACAGAACUAAUUGGAAAAGACCUCCCCCACCACCAACUGAUCCUUUCCAAUAAUUGUAUCCAAUAAGUUUUGUAUUUGCUUUAGUUAGUUUUCAUUUCUUCAAUUGAACCAUCACUAUUACUUAAUAUUAGUUUUCCUUGAGGAAACUUGUCUCUUACAUGAUAAUUAUAGAGCUCAUUUUGCAGAGGCAAUUUUUUAUUUAGAAAUAUUUUUUAAUCAUCUCUUGUUCUUUAGUGUUAUUGACCAAUUUAACCUUUGCUUAAUAUAUUAGUGAUCAAGAUAUUAAAUGUUAUUACCAAAGGAAUUUCAUGAGCAGGGCAAUCCACCAUGUGGACACUCCCAAAAUAUAUGCUGUUACUGCUAGACUAUCGGGGUUUCCCUCUGUUGCCCAGAGUGAUCAUUAACUAUGGUAAUACAGAUAAUUCCCUGCUCUCACUGACACUAGAGCAUGCUGCCUAUAGUUCCCCAGUGUUAGAAGCAGCUAAAUUGCAAACAGGAUCAAUGAUUUGAAUGAUCUU
Mustela lutreola (European mink) is the source of this 3978-nucleotide messenger RNA. It is a transcript of the gene STPG2, whose product is annotated as sperm tail PG-rich repeat containing 2. The transcript has 14 exons. The record is from RefSeq and is a predicted model, not a curated record. Lineage: Eukaryota; Metazoa; Chordata; Mammalia; Carnivora; Mustelidae. Bases 335 to 2035 code for a protein of 566 amino acids.